Paramecium sonneborni is the source of this 1592-nucleotide messenger RNA. The record is from the annotation of a GenBank genome assembly. Lineage: Eukaryota; Ciliophora; Oligohymenophorea; Peniculida; Parameciidae.
AUGUUUAUAUGUUGUAAAAGUAAUAAGAAACCAAAAGCUAUUCAAACUUAAACACAAAAUCCACCAUAAACUCAACCUAAAUAAUCUAAAUAUCAAAUAAGAACUUCAAAUGAUCAAGAUUAACAUUCUACUAAUUUAACUAACAUAGAUGGAACUAAUGAAAAGACAAAUAUAAGUUUAUAAGAACAUGAAAAGUUUAUUUUAAAUGAAAAGAAAACUCUAGAACAUGAAAGAGAUAUAAUUACUAAAUUGAUUGAAUUACCUGAUAAGACUCAUCUUAUUGAUUUUAACUGGGCCAUGGCAUAUACUAACUAUAUUAAGGAUAUAGGUCUACAUCCUGGAGAAAUUAAAAAUUAAAUCCUAUAUGACAAAAUUAGAAACAGAGAAGAAUUAGUAUUGGAUAAACAUUACGUAUUAGUCAAUUAUUAAGUUUGGAAUAUGCUAGAAGCUAUUUAUAAAGGAGGACCGAUGUUAACUAUAAAUGAUUUAGAUAGAAAAAGUGAUAAUAAUAUAUUAGAUUAAUCUCUUAAAGUAUUUGCUUCACCUUCUAUGAAUGAUCUUGAUUUAAAAUAAGCCAAAAUUAGAAAUAUUUAACUUAUGCCAAUCAAAGAACUAUAAAUUGUUGGAUUAGAAAAUGAAAUCUAUUUCUGUUAUCUAAAUAGUGUUUUAUAAUGUCUUAUGGGGAUUCCUUAAUUAAAUUAUUAUUUUCUACAUUCAUAUCAAUCAGAAUGCAAACUCUUUAGUUAUGCAUAUGCACUUUUAUUAAGAAAGGCAUCUAAAGUACAUUACAAAUCUCGUAUUGUAGCUAAGGAAUUAAUUAAAGUACUUUAAAAACACUUUUCUAUUUAUGAAAUGCAUGAUAGUUCAGAAUUACUGCUCUUUAUUUUAGAUAAAUUUAAAGAAGAAAUCAUUAUCACUCCUUAAUUGAAUCUAUCUUCAUAAGAUUAAUUCAAAUAAUAUAUUACAUUUAUUGAUGAAUUAUUUCAUGGUUAACUUAAUUCAUUUAUUAAAUGUCCUAAUUGUGAUAAAAUUAGUUAACAUUAAGAUCCAUUUUAUGAUUUAAGUUUACCUCUUAUUAAUAAGAAUUUUAUGUAGCGCAAAUUAACUAUAUAAGAAUGCUUAAAUAAUUAUUUUAAAGAAGAAAUGAUUGAAGGAGGAUGGACUUGUUCAUUUUGUAAUGAAAAGUUUAAAAGUAUUAAACGGCGUGUUAAAAUUACAUUUGCACCUAAUAUUCUAGUUUUAUAAUUAAAACGUUUCUAGAGUUAUCCUUUAUAAAAGAAAAUAAAAGAACCAGUUAUUGCUGAUAUGGAAUUAAAUAUUAAAAAGUAUAAUAGUUCCUUAUUUAUUUUUAGUUUUUGUGUACCAGAGGUUAUUGAUACUAAAUAUGAAUUGUAAGCUAUGAUUGUUCAUUCAGGAACUAUCGAUUAGGGUCAUUAUGUAGCAGUUGUUAAGCGUAAUCAGAAUGUAUGUUAUUCUUAAUCAAUGUGAAGUUUUAUCUCUUUAAUGAUGAUGAAAUUGAGCGUCUCUCCCUUAACCAACUCAAUCGAAUUGAUUAAGCUUACCUAUUCAUGUAUCGUAAGAAAUGUGAUUGA